This is a messenger RNA of Ostreococcus lucimarinus CCE9901, 249 nucleotides long. RefSeq lists its product with no specific name. The transcript has a single exon. Lineage: Eukaryota; Viridiplantae; Chlorophyta; Mamiellophyceae; Mamiellales; Bathycoccaceae. The record is from RefSeq and is a predicted model, not a curated record. The coding region runs from base 1 to 249 and encodes 82 amino acids.
AUGACGAUACGGUCGGCCAUCUCCGGCGCGUUUCUCUUCCUGGCUCGACUAGCGCUCGCGUGUUCGUACUGGUUCUCCGCGAAGAAGCCGAGAACGCUGCUCGAGUCUUUUCAAAGAGCGACUUUUGAAGUUUCUACGUACCGUGGAGAUCCGGAAUACAUGACGUAUCGACACGAAGCUGAAUAUAUGAGACGAGAAGCGGAACGUUUAAGUUAUAAACUAGCUUGCGUGCGGCGACGAUGCGAGUGA